Dichotomopilus funicola is the source of this 216-nucleotide messenger RNA. RefSeq names its product glucose-repressible protein Grg1. NCBI's taxonomy places the organism in Eukaryota, Fungi, Ascomycota, Sordariomycetes, Sordariales, Chaetomiaceae. The record is from RefSeq and is a predicted model, not a curated record. Bases 1 to 216 code for a protein of 71 amino acids. The transcript is spliced from 2 exons.
AUGGAUACCAUCAAGCAGGCCGGCAACUACGUCUCGGACAAGGUCCAGAGCGCCACCAGCGGUGUCUCCAAGGAGGCCAACAAGGACAUUGCCAAGGACAACAACGCCAGCAUCGGCACUCGUGUCGAGGCUGCCGGUGAUGCCCUCUCCGACAAGGCCAAGGAGCACAAGCACGACGCUUCGGCCGAGGCCAACAAGCAGGCUGCCACCCACUAA